Messenger RNA from Funneliformis caledonium, 2325 nucleotides. NCBI's taxonomy places the organism in Eukaryota, Fungi, Glomeromycota, Glomeromycetes, Glomerales, Glomeraceae. The record is from the annotation of a GenBank genome assembly.
AUGAAUAUUAUUUCGAUUCUUUUUGCAAUAACUUCAUAUCUUAUGAUAUUCUGCAAUGCGCAGUAUAGUACGUAUUUAACGCAUUAUGAAGAUAAGCCCAAGGGCUUAUAUUUUUUUGAUAGCUUUACUGAAAAAGAUGGUACCAUCCUGAUUCAGCUGGCUCAUUAUUAUAAUCAGACGCAAACAACAUGUAUUUUGACGGAUAUACAUUUAAGAAUCGUAUUUCCCGAUGGAACCGUCAAACCUUUAGAAGUUGCACAUCAAAUUCCCGCAUCAAACUUCUGCAGUUUAAAAAAUUUAAAAGACGUCUUUAAGAACUUUUUUAUCAAUGAGUUCAUGAUCCUCAUUACAUAUUUUGAUGGAGCAGACGAAGCUACUUCGAUACAUACAGGAAUGGUCAUCGAUUUUGAUGGAAAUCUUUUGCAGUAUCUGGAAUUUGGUGUUGGAAUUGGAAAAAUUAGUCGAAGGCGAAACUCUGAAAGCGGAUUUACUUGGUCUCGGCAAAUAAAUGAGACCACAAUCGCAUGGUCAAGAUAUAAACCAGAUCCAACGAACCCUAUGCGGAUUAUAAAAUUAAAUUCGGGUUUCAUAACAUCACCGAAUCCAUCAUCAGUUAUUAAAUCAUAUAAAUUGUUUGGUUCGGGUAAUGGCGGCAAUUGUUUCGUGCUCGUGACUAAACUUAAUAAGACGAUCGCCUCGGAUCCAGCUUGGGAAGUUUACGCAAAUUUUUUAGAUGAGGAGGCUCAAAACAUCUUCACCUAUUUAAUCUACCAGUCGCAAGUAGAUUAUUUUAAUUUAAAUUUUAUUUUUUGUCGAAAUUCCAACGGAGAGGGUUAUAACUGUUUAAUGCAAGUCGAGACGAUUACCCCGAUACAGGCAACGACAACUAAAAUGUAUUAUCUUUUAACCUUUUUGACAACUGGUUCCGUUAUUAACAACAAGAAGGUCAACAUUGGUACGGAUGCUAAGACGGAAAUUUUAAGCAUCUCGGUUUUAUUUAAUGGAGGUUUUCUCGUUAUUUAUCCGUCGGAAAAUAAUAAAAAGUCGGGAAUUUUCUUGUCUCAAAAUGGGGAAUAUGAUGGGGAUUGGAAAGGUUUCAAUGGGGACGUAAUCCAAUAUGCGUAUCUUGAACAUAAUGAUACGGUGUGGGGUAUGCUAUAUCAAAAUGAUUCUUCUUCAUGGACGAUCAUAACUGAACCUUUGCGUGAUAGAAGCAUUGUGGAAAAAUAUAAACACAAUAAUCCAACUAUCCUUGAAACGACUCCAACAGACAAUGUGGUUAGGAACGAUUUGGAUGCUAUCACGAUAAAAUAUGACAAAGCUAUAAUUCCGUCAUAUGGGAAUAUCUCAAUUUAUCAGGUGGUUGAUGAUCAUGGUGAAUUAUUACGUCAAACAUAUUCGGGUCUGUCAAAUUAUGUGACGAUUGCCAAUGAUACAGUUGAAAUCAAAGUGUUUAAAAGCACUUUCAAUAAACCCAAUGAUAUUUAUUUUAUCCAAAUCAAUGACAAUUUCGUUAAUUCAAAACGGUAUGAUGAGGCAAUCACGGGAAUUGACAAGAGAGUUUGGUUUUUAAACACGGCGAUGGAUAACUCGGGGUCAUGUCUGUCCCCAAUCACCGUAUUAGUGAGGCUUAACGCCCAGGGGACAAAAUAUCUAAAUUCACUCAACUCGAAAGAAUUCGACAAAUUUUACGAUGAUCUGAUGAACGAAUUUUCGAAGAUCAUUCCCGUUGGAAGAUCCCGACUUCCAGCUGAUGCGGGAAAAUUUCAAAAUGACCCUUACGAUCCGAACAAUUACAUCCUUUUACAGGUGAAGAUUUCACCACCAACGGAAACCUCGGAUUCAUGUGCUGAAGAUGUAGCACGUGAUUUGGAUGCAUUGAUCAUCAACAAGUAUUCCACUCUUAUAUCAAAUUAUCCUCUAUCUAGCAUGUUGGACGAAAAUUAUGGUGCUUCGGUCACACGUGAGGGAUGGAGAGAUACAUUGAAGUUGUGCUUGAUAUAUGUCGUAGGCGGAUUUCUGUUUGUUACUGGUAUAUACUGGAUUGCAAGAUGUCAAAAUCCGAAGGCGCAAAAUGUUUUCAUAUUUACGUUUGUGGUGAUAAUUUCGGACUUUAUCCUAGACAUGAUAUUUAUAAUGUAUAACUCUCAGAUGGUUUCUUCGCUUUUCAUCCCCAGGGUUCCAUUCCCUGAAACAACAAGGAAUAAUCAAGAAACUGCGGAAAAUAAUUAUAAUGGUGAAGAAGAAGUUGCAGAAAAUAAAAAUCUUGGAAAAAAAUUAAUAAACAAUGUCAUAAUGAAGAUGUUCAAAAAUAAUAUGAGGUGA